Messenger RNA from Chironomus riparius, 1077 nucleotides. NCBI's taxonomy places the organism in Eukaryota, Metazoa, Arthropoda, Insecta, Diptera, Chironomidae. The record is from the annotation of a GenBank genome assembly.
ACCAUAGAACGUUUUCAGUAAAAUAACAAAAGCAAGACAAGCUUGGAAAAUUAGGAAAUUGUAUUAAUAUAAUAGAAUUAUCAGCUAAAGUGAUUUAUUAAACUUUUAAAUCAGUGGAUAGUGACGUAUACUUAAUUAAAAGUAAGAGGAAACAAUUAAGAACUAAACAUGUGGCAAAAUCCACAACAACAGCAACAACAACCUUACUAUCCACCACCCCCACAGCCAGAUCCUAAUCAACAAUUUUACGGACAAGCUCCUUAUCCACCAAAUCCAGGAUAUCCACAGCAACCAGGAUUUCAACAACAGCCACAGCCAGGAUAUAAUCCAGCAUAUCCACAUCAAACACCUUACAAUCAACCAGAUAUGGCACCAUAUCACGAUCCCGAAGAUGCUGACAAGAAUUUUGACUUUUCUGAGCAGUCGAUUCGCAGGGCCUUUAUACGCAAAGUUUACUCAAUUCUAUGCGUUCAAUUACUGGUUACGCUAGGAUUAAUUUCAUUAUUUGUAUUUCAUGAAGGCACUCGAUUAUGGGCAAAGCAACAUCCUGAAAUGUUCUUUAUCGCUCUUGGUGUCACUUUAGUGACCAUGAUUGCAAUGGCAUGUUGUGAAAGCGUCCGUCGAUCAUUCCCAAUGAAUUUUAUUUUCCUAGCCUUAUUUACGCUAGCUGAAAGCUUCUUACUUGGAAUGAUUUCCGCUUCUUAUGCUCAAUUUGAAGUUUUCUUGGCUGUUGGAAUUACAGCAGCUGUGUGCUUUGGACUUACUAUUUUUGCAUUCCAGACAAAAUGGGACUUUACUGUAAUGGGAGGUAUCUUGUUCGUAGCUGCAAUCAUACUUAUGCUGUUUGGUCUUAUUACUAUAUUCUUUCCCGGAAAGACUAUUACUCUCGUUUAUGCGUCUGUUGGGGCUUUGAUCUUCUGUAUUUACUUGAUAUAUGAUACACAACUUAUGAUGGGUGGAAAUCAUAAGUACUCUAUCAGCCCAGAAGAAUACAUCUUUGCCGCUUUGAAUUUAUAUCUUGAUAUCGUUCAAAUAUUCAUGUAUAUUCUGAUGAUUAUUGGAGCGUCACGGGACUAA